This is a messenger RNA of Schistosoma guineensis, 7057 nucleotides long. The record is from the annotation of a GenBank genome assembly. NCBI's taxonomy places the organism in Eukaryota, Metazoa, Platyhelminthes, Trematoda, Strigeidida, Schistosomatidae.
GGAUUUAUAGUUAUAGCGUUACAAUGGAAGUCCUCCAACAUCUUCGAGGACCUAUACCUACUACAAUGAGAGAAGUCAGUGCCUUGUCCCAACUAAACCUUGAUGAAGAUGUUCCAUCAAUUCAGGGAGCUAAUUUCCCCAUAUUGUUGCAGUCCAACACUGAUACGAAUUUUAGUGAUAUAACCGCAUUUAAAUCCGCUUUUGCGCGUUCUGCUGAAGAUGCAAGGGUUUACUCACACCUCAAUACCCUACUUGAACAAGGACAAGAGUACGCGAUUAUGCUGUACACGUGGAGGUCGAUAUCUAGAGCUCUUCCAUUUAUCCGGUCAAGUGACCAGCCAAAUAGAAUAAAGAUAUAUGAAAAAACGAAGGAGAUAUUAGAACCACAUUGUCUAAAAUUGAAACAGUUCAUGUUCUUUCAAGAUGCAGCUAUACGGAGGUUUGUGGAAGAAGUAAAACGACUGGCCCAUAAGGAUCAGAAAAACUUCUUCGUCAACCAGGCCUAUCUCGUCACACUUGGGAAAAUGAUAAAAAUGUUUGCUCUUCUAGAUGAAAUGAAGAACAUGAAGGCAAGCAUGAAAAAUGAUUAUUCUAACUACAAAAGAGCCGCCCAGUUUCUACAAGUUAACGAUCCCGAUUCUCACGACGUUAGUAUAUUCUUGGCGAAGCAAAAAAUCAUUCGUGAUACACUAAAAGAAAGCUUGAUUGCAAUUGAUGGCUAUGAGGACCUUCUGAUAGAAAUCAUUCAUAACAGCGCUCAAAUGUAUGAAAACAAGGUUUAUAUCCUUCCUGAAGAGAAACACACUCAUGUUAUAGUCAUAGCUUUUUCCCUUUAUCUUCUCGAUUCCGGUCGUAUAGUUGAUGGUAAGCAAGUAGGCGUUUGCCUGAAUAAAAUUGCAAAACGUCUUAACAUUGGUAAAUUAGAUCGGAUUUUAAAGGAAUGUGAAGUUGUCAAUCUGUUCGGUGAUAUGAGUGUGGAACCAUUUUCAUAUGUUCGUCAAACAGCGUCAUUUGAUCCAUCUAAGUGGCCAGAGUGCAAUAGUGCUAAAGUUUCUGGUCAGGGAGUGAUCUUAACGCACAUGGCGAGAUUUCAAGAGGAAUAUACUUCAUUGACAUCCGAUUUAGCUUGGCAUACAAAUACAACGUCGAUUCGUUUAAAUGAACGUUCUGCCAAAGAAAACCAAGAACUUUAUGAUCUUGCACUUCGAGGUCUUCAAUAUUUAUCUGGUUGGUCUGUACAAGUGUUAGACACAUUUUCAUGGAAGCUUGCUCACUGUGCCAGCGGUUUCACAAACCAUGAGUGCCCAAAAGAUGCUGAGAAUUAUGAAAAAGCCACUCGUUAUAAUUACAAUUCAGAAGAAAGAUUUGCUAUGAUUGAAAUAAUCAGUAUGAUUAAAUCUGUUCAAACACAACUUUUACGAUUGGAAGCUUGUUAUUCAGAAGCGAUUGGUCGUUCUGUUUAUCGAGAACUACAGGCAAUUGUUGUCGGCCAAUUAAGCGCUCCAUUGCUUAAAGCACAAAAGAAAAAAGAACGAAUCAUGCUGGCACGUUUAAUACUUGCGAUUCAAGCGACAUGUGCUGAUCAAAUAUCCGACACAAUGGAUUUGGAUAUGAUGAUGCACACUAGUAGCAGUAGUGGUGGUGGUACAACAGGAUCCAAAUCAUGGGGUAAAGCUGCUUCUUCAAAACUAUCGAAUUCAAGCAAUAAUAAUAAUCAUAAUAAUAGUAUGACUACAGGGUCAAAUUCUACGAUGGCUACUGUCGCUGCUUCAUUAGCCAAUAAUAAUGACAGUCCAACAGGAUCGAUUAGUACAAGUAGUAUAUUUGAUUCAAAUAAACGUCGAGUUGGUCCAUCAUCUAGUCAAUUGUAUUUAGUACGAACUAUGUUAGAAUUAAUGGUUGAACAAGUUUCAUCAACCAAACAAAUGAUACGAAAAGAAUUGGACACUGCAACAUUAUCAGCGAUAGAUACAUUUCUUAAGCAUAGUUUUUAUUGGCCAUAUCUUCUGAAUUUCAGUGAAACUUUAAUCAAGUGUUGUGACCUAUCUCAACUAUGGUAUCGUGAAUUCUUCUUAGAAAUGACUAAUGGUGCUUGUAUACAAUUUCCAAUUGAAAUGAGUUUACCAUGGAUAUUCACCGAUCAUAUUCUAGAAAGUGAACAUCCUGGUUAUACGGAAUAUCUACUCUAUAUGCUUGAUCUUUACAAUGAUGCUGCUGAUUGUGCAUUAAAUCGAUUUCGACGACGAUUUCUGUAUGAAGAAAUCGAGGCUGAAGCGAAUUUAGUCUUUGAUCAACUUGUUUAUAAACUAAGUGAUAAAAUAUUUCGACACUAUAAACGCUAUGCAUCAUCAAUUUUAUUAGACAAACGAUUUCGAGCUGAAGCCCAACGUACUGCUUCAUGGCGUGAACCUUAUCCACCGCCUAAUCGUUAUACUGCAGCUUUACUACGACAAAGAAAUAUUCAAUUGCUUGGUCGUUCUGUCGAUAUAAACCGAUUAAUUUGUCAGAGGAUGACUAAAGCAAUAUACAAAUCAAUUGAAGUUGCUAUUUCACGUUUUCAUAGUUCAGAUAUAACAGGAAUAAUUGAAUUGGAAGCAGCUAUUGAAUGUAAUCGACUUUGUCAUAGAAUGUUGAGUGAACAAUUGGAAUUAGAUGAUUUUGAUGCAUUAUUACGUGAAGCGGAUAAUUUAGUUACUUCUAGAUUAGGAAAAAUUACUGUUCAUGUAUUUUGGGAAUUAACAUAUGAUCUUGUUAAAAAUUACUGUUAUAAUGAUGCUACUAACAGAUUUGUACCAACAAAUUUCACAUUAACUGAAGUGUUAGAACGUGAGAAACCGCCAACAGUUGAGGCUCAAUACGUUUGGGGUAGUCGUUCGUUAAAUACAUGCUUUGAAACUAUAUUUAAAUUAUAUCGUGGUUUUGUUGGUGCACCUCACUUUUCUGCCAUUUGUCGUUUAUUGGGUUAUCGAGGUCUGUUUGUUGUUACGGCUGAAGUAAUGAAAGUUGCUCAAUCAUUGCUAAAUCAAACAUUACGCGAUUAUGUUUGCCGAUUAGUGCUUCUUAUGCCUCAAUCAUUGAUACUUCCAUCAGAGAAAGCAGAAUCUGAUGCUGUAUUCUCGGCUUUAUACACUCAAUUACAUCAAAUCUAUAAAUAUACAGAUUUAAGAACUAAUGUAUUUCAAAAUUUUCGUGAAUUUGGAAAUAUUCUUAUCUGUUGCUUACAGUUAGAAAAGAAUUUAUCAAUUGAAGAUUCAUGUGAUCUUCGUCAUGCAGGGCCUUUUAUUGGACAAAUGCCAAGACAGUUCUUUCCUCCUAUUCCAUCUCAUGAGGAAGGAUUAAAAGGUAAAUCAAUUAAUGAAUUAAGACGUGAACGUGAAAUUCAAUACAAAGAAUUACAAAAGAAACAAGAAUCAAUGAAUAUUGUACUAGUUGUAUCACGUAUUGGUACUGAAGAUCAUAGAAAUACAGUGAAAACGGACAAAGUAUGGAACAAAAGUGAGGUACUAACUCAAUCUACAAAGGAAAGUGAAACAAGUGGUAUAUAUAUAUCAAGAUUUUUCUUUUUAAAUGCCUCCUAUUUAAUGGGUAACCGGAAUUGCUAUUAUUUCUUCAUUAAACUCCAUGCUGUCACAUAUUCCACUUAAAAUGUUUCAAUCGGAUAACAAAAAACCUAUGCAUUUUUCUUUCAUUGAAUAGUAAAUAAACUAAUUUGUCUAAAAGCGAUAUCCUAUGUACUAAAAUAUAACUGUACUGCAUAACAGUACAAUCUUCUAUAGUUUAUAACUGUGACAUGUGGUCUUUAAAAUUAGAUGGCAUACGUAUUUUACUAUUACUUGAUCUUAAAUGUAGUGUUAUCAAGUAAAGAUAUCAAGUUGGAUGACGAAACUAAAUUUCUCAUAAGUGGUUGACAUAUAUAUUACGUAAUCCCAACCACUGCCAACCUCGACACAUGAUGCUGGUUGAAGUAGUUGUAGUUUAGAAGAAACCCAGGAGCAACCGAAACUACCGGUAGCAUCAAUUCAUAUUACUUAUUGAAUGUCAAUCUGAGUCAUGUUAGUAGGUGCAAACUGCCUAGCUAGAGUCAUCAUCAUAAUCGGAAUCACUGGUUAAAGAUGCCCUGUCACACAGCUUAAAGUCAAUCUCAAUGGACCAUGCGCAUUUACUGGAAAAUGUAUCAUCAAUGCUAUCUGGAUAAUCGUAGCUCAAUAUAUCGGAUAUUAUGCAAAGUUUAAAAUGUAAAGGAUUGAGUCUGUGUUUAAAUUCCCUGAAGUAAUGUAGUUACUCUUCUACAGCUACUGCCAGUCUCAAACCCGGGUAAAGGAAGAGGGUUGACAUGGGAUCAAUAACCCCAUCCCGUAGAAUACAACCUUGCUAAAAAACACUAACCAGAAUAAACAAAUUAAACUAUUUUAACUCUUCCCUGACACUUGAAGGAUCUUCAUUCACAGGAAUUAUCAUGCCUCAGGGCGAAACCCGAGAUUAUUUGGAAGUCAGAAGGCCGAUGCCCCUUCUUACAACCGGAACAACAGAUUUUAUAGGUAUAUGAAAUGUUCAUACAAUGUGGGAGACCGGGAGGACCAGUCAAAUGGCAACAGAAACGAGAAGAUACAAUUUGACAGUGCUCGAAAUAAAUGAAACCCAUUGGACACAACCUGGACCGAAAGGGAUAUAUUCGGGAGAGAUGCUAUUGUACUCUGGUCACGAAGAGGAAAAUGCUCUAUACACUCAGGGAGUUGCUGUGAUGUUAUACAAAGAAGCACGUUAAGAACUUAUAGGAUAGGAAUCUCAUGGACCCAGAAUAAUCAAAUCAUCUUUCAAAAUAAAGAAGGGAAUCACAAUGAAUGUUAUCCAGUGUUGUACACCCAUUAAUGAUAGCAAUGAUGACAAUAGAGGCACCACACUACGAUCGGUACCAGGAAUUUGCAGACGACGUAAUUCUUCUAUUACAAUUCACGAACAAAUGCAAGUCCAGACAAACAGUGUAGCAGCAGUCUCUACAUCAGUAGGACCCUACAUACACAAGGGAAAAGCAAGAUCCUCAAAUACAACACGGAGAACACUAACCCGGUCGCAUUAAAUGAAGAAGCUCUAGAACAAGUGGAGUCUUUCACGUACCUGGGAAGUAUCAUCGAUGAGAAAGAAGGAUUUGGUAAAGACGUAAAGGCAAGGAUCGGCAAAGUAAGGGGAGCAUUCCUACAGUCGAAGAACAUACAGAACCCAAAACACCUGUCAACCAAUAUCAAAGUCAGAAUCUUCAAUACGAACAUCGAGACAGUUCUACUGUGCGGAGCUGAAACUUGGAGAACUAUCACAACCAUAAUGAAGAAUUUACAAGUAUAUAUGAACAACUAUUUACUCAAGAUACUCAAUGUUUUUUUGUCCGGAUACCAUCAACAACAGCCUACUGUGGUAAAAAACAAACCAGCUUCCAGCUGAAGGGGAAAUUAGGAAAAGAUAAUGGAAGUGGAUGGGGCAUACGUUGGGGAAAUCGUCAAACUGCAUCACGAGACAAGCGCUAACUUGGAAUCCUGAAGGGAAACGGAAAAGAGGUAGGUUAAAGAACAUACUGCGUCGAAAACUGAAAACAGACAUGAAAAAAGAUGAAUGGCAACUGGAAUGAAUUGUUCAUAGCAGAGUUGGAUGGAGAAUGUUAGUGAGCGGCCAUAUGCUCCUCAAGGAGGAGGGGUAAGGCAUAAAUUUGUGCGUAAGUGUGGCUACUGCAAAACCUGAAUGUUAGGAGUGCAGUUCCCCAUAGAGCCACUCUUGAGCACCACUGAAGAAGUUCCAACCUAAAAUAAAACAGAUACCUCUAUUUCAGUGAUUCUUCGAUAGGUAUUAGCCCGUGAUAAAAACCAUCUACAAACUAGACAAAACUCCAUAAAACACAACUAUACAAUUUUUAGUGUUAAAAAAACAAAGAUGACAAGAAAUGAAUUUAAACACAUGGUCUACUGGUUGAAAUAGUUGAAGGUAGUUGUCAGGAAAUCCUGGACGUAGGUUUCGUGCUGUAUGGCACUCAUUAGCAAGGUGUACCUGUACUAGUGAGGGAACCGAUUCUCCCUGACGGAUUCGAUGUCGUGUCAACCAGUUUCACGGGUAAUUCAACUUACCAAGUAAAACCUUGAGUUAUUUUCAUGUUGAAUUUACUCCUUUUAAUAAUUAUCUCUCUCUCUUUUCUUCUAUUCACAGCAAUUGUCCUUAGCUAAAGAGAAUGAAAUAUUAACGAAAGAGAGACUUUGUUCUGGUUUAACACUAUUCGAAUUUGUCCUUAAUAAAAUUAAAAAUUUCCUUCAUGAAGAAGAUUCUGAUGGAAAUACUUGGGAUCGUCUUUCCAAUAUUGCCAAACGUAGUUCUAUAUGUAAUGGAACUACUACACAUUAUAAUAAUGAUAUACUCGGCUUAGAAAGUUAUACACACUUUCAUCGUCUAUGGUCUGCUAUUCAAUUAGUAUUCUGUACACCAUUUGGGCAAAAUGAAUAUACAGUUGAAGAAAUGUUUGGUGAAGGAUUAAAUUGGGCUGGAUGUGCAAUCAUUUUGUUAUUAGGUCAACAACGUCAAUUUGAAGCACUUGAUUUUGGUAGUCUUAUUUUACGACUACAACGAAUCGAUAAAAAAGAUGCAACACCAAUGGGAGUUUCUCUGGAACGAAUGGCGGCUCGUUUAAGUCGUUUCUCAGUACUCAAUCGUCAAAUAUUUUCCACAUUAAAUAUAUAUCUUCAUCCUGUCGAUCGACUGGAUGAAUCGAGUGUUCGUGUUCGACAGUUUCCUAUACCUACCUGGUCCAAAUCAUAACCCAUUAUCGUUUUUUAAACCAUGUAAUUUGUUCCCCUUUCCAAUUUUUUUGGUAUAACGCUUAUUGUACUAUAAACCACCUCAAUUAAUGGCAUUUUAUAGAGUUCCUUUGGUCUUUUUUUAUAUUUUGAUCAUACCGGUAAUUUGUUUUGGUUGAUUUACUGCUUUCCUGGUGUUUUUUGCUUUCUUAUCUGGUUUUUCCACCUCUUUUUCUAGAGAAAUAUGUAUAAAUAAAUUCAUAAGGAAAAUAAAGUUAAUUUAUGGU